Molecule: messenger RNA, 1518 nt
Organism: Penicillium soppii
Lineage: Eukaryota; Fungi; Ascomycota; Eurotiomycetes; Eurotiales; Aspergillaceae
Product: FAD-binding oxidoreductase
Exons: 6
Coding region: 1-1518 (505 amino acids)
Molecular function (GO): FAD binding
Source: RefSeq, a predicted model, not a curated record
AUGGCAGAUAUUUCCAUUCUCCUCGAUACCCUCCGGGUCCUUGACACGACAAUUAAUGUCGAGACAAUCAUUACUGAGUUUCAUGCCCUAAGCGAAGCUGACAAGGAUGAUCGCCGCCUAUCGACAGCCAAGAAGAUCUUCCCUCUUAUCUUUGGCGAUAAUGCCAGUGUACAGGGUGAUAUCGAUUUCUCCGAGCGGACCAAAACCACCUGGUCAACAAGCUGCGAACUAUCCCCAGGCAUUUUCAUCUCACCAGAAACCCCGCAGGAUGUAGGCAGGAUCCUUGCCCUCUGUCAAUUCCUCGGGCUCAAGUUCUCCGUCCGUGGUGGUGGCCAUCUGCACAACCCUGGUUUCUCAAGUAACGAUGGCGGGGUAGUUAUAUCUAUGAAGAAUCUCAACGCCGUUACAGUCUCUGAGGACAAAUUGACAGUCGAUAUUGGCGUGGGCCUUGUCUGGAUUGACGUCUACAAGGCCCUUGAGGAACAUGAUAUCGCAGUCAUUGGGGGUCGUCAGCCUGCGAUAGGUGUGGCGGGAUUCCUUCUGGGAGGAGGCCUUUCAUUUCAAAAUAGUGAGCGUGGAUUAAGUUGCCACGGGGUUGUUGAGUUCGAGAUUGUUUUAGCAGACUCGACUGUUGCAAAGGUUAAUGCUACUAACAACAAGGAACUCUUCUGGGCUCUGAAAGGCGGAGGCUCUAAUUUCGGUAUUGUGACAAAGGUCACUAUGUCGGCAAUCUCCAACAAAGUGUGGUGUGAAGGUCGAGUUUACGCGCCCAAAGAAAACAAGAAGAUUUGCGAAGCUAUCAUGGAGUACCACAAGGCAAGCGAAAAGGACUCAAAAGCAACUCUCAUCUGGCACACGGUCGAGGAAGCCACCACGCUGAUUCUGGUCUAUGCCGACCCUGUCGAGGAGCAACCCGCUAUUUUCAAUGUCUUUGAUGAAAUUGAGCCUUUGGUCAGCAUGGUUCCUCCUAAAAUCUACAGUAUUCUCGAGAUUGUCUCAAUCUUCGACGAACUCACUGUAACCGAACCAAAGAGCCAUGACAUACGAAUUAUGACAAGUAUGCCCGAUCUGGAAUUGUACAAUGCUGUGGAAGAAUGCCGUCUACAGCAAAUAGAUGCCCUUAAAGAUGUUCCCGGGGCGCGUGUCACUCUGACCAUACAGCCGAUGUCACCCAGCGCUUUCACAGCCGGCGUUAACCAGGGAGGUGAUCCUCUUGGUCUCACAGCCCAGUCACAACAAUGGCUCGUGGUCCUGAUGGACUGGUCAAAUCCAGAGGAUGACGCCGUUGUGCUAGAAGCCAGCCGCAAGAUCGUGGAUCUUGCCGAGAGCGUGGCACGGAAGAACGGAACCUAUCUUGAUUUCAAGUAUUCGAACUAUUGCUCGCGGGACCAGGAUCCACUCGCUUCUUAUGGCGCUGAGAACGUGAGAAAGCUAAGAUCUAUCGCCGAUGCGGUUGACCCACGGGGUGUAUUCCAAAAGCUGCAAAACGAUGGAUGGCUGCUAUCGAAGACGGUCUAA